Messenger RNA from Puntigrus tetrazona (Sumatra barb), 3302 nucleotides. It is a transcript of the gene ctif, whose product is annotated as CBP80/20-dependent translation initiation factor. Lineage: Eukaryota; Metazoa; Chordata; Actinopteri; Cypriniformes; Cyprinidae. Gene Ontology annotation, cellular component: cytosol. Gene Ontology annotation, molecular function: protein binding; RNA binding; translation activator activity. Gene Ontology annotation, biological process: regulation of translational initiation. The record is from RefSeq and is a predicted model, not a curated record.
CUCAUCCCUGCGAGCGCGCGCGCGCGUGCGUGUGUGCGUGAGAGAGAGAGAGAGGGACGCAGGCUAAUCUCUCCCUCCCGGACACGUCUCUGUCCACGGGAAACACUCAUGACCGGGCGGAUUUAACCCCGGAGGACACCCGGCGAUCCCCGCAGGCCCGAGCGCAGAUCUCUGCUCCCCUCUCUCCCUCCCCCCCUGGGCUGGUUGCCAUGGAGAGCUCAUCGGUAGCGUCAGCGUCGUCGGAGGCGGGAAGCACUCGCUCGCAGGAGAUCGAGGAGCUGGAGCGCUUCAUCGACAGCUACGUGCUGGAGUACCAGGUGCAGGGACUCCUGAGCGACAAAAACGAGACCGACCAGGAUGUGGACAAGACGGCGUCCCACACCUCACAGUGGACAGAAGACUGCAGUGAUAAGAUUGACGGGAGCUGGUCGUCCUCACGAGGCAGGGGCUCGUCCAAACCGGACGACUGGGAGCACAGCAGUAAUGGCAGCACCGGUUCUAGACCCAGUUCUGGUUCUCGACCCGGUUCUGGUUCUAGAUCGGGCAGCAGAGGACGAAACAACCAGUUCAGAGCCCCAGCGAAGAAUGGAAACAGAGAGUGUUCUUUCGACGUUCUGGGGACGGACAUUUGGGCGGCAAACCUGGACUGUCACGGAGGCGCCACGUGGGACAUGCAGCCAGAGAAACUGGAUUUCUCUCAGUUUCACAGAAGACCGUACAGAGGGACGCCAAAACACCUCCCGCACAUCGACCGAGAGGGGAUGACGAAGGGCAAAUACGAUGAUGAUGGUAUUGAUCUGGACAACAUGGAGAAAUUCCUGCCCAGCCUGCCGGUUUUUCCUCCUCUGCCUAAUGAAGCUGAGAUCGCGCACACGAAAAAGCUGUUUCGUCGCCGCAGAAACGACCGCCGCCGAUCCGAUCCGCCCCAGGACCAGCUGACGGUGCUGCUGCCAGCCGAGGGAAAGCGGCAAGUGUCCAGGAAACAGCAGCGCCUGCCUGGAGGAGGAGGAGGAACAGGGGCUUCUGGGAAAUCCCAGAUUCCUCAGCAGCAGGGAUUACAGCAACAGCCGCCCAAUCAGAUGCCGCAGCCCAAUGCGGACCACCAAUCAGGUGCCGGCACUAAGCACGGGGGGCGGGGCUAUCAGGGCCAGCAGAACCAAGGCGGGCGGCAGGGCGGCCCGCAUCACGGCUACAGCCAGAACCGCCGCUGGCACCAACAUCCCAAACUCCAGAUGAACAGUUUCAAUCAGGGGCCCCCGGGGGCCGACAGGGGCCUCAUACGCAAUACCAAAGAGACAGAGAAUGUAAAACACGAGGAGACAGAGCCCCACGUGGAGAAAGGAGCGAAGGAUGAGCCUGCGAAAGAGGAGAGAAAGAAAGGAGGAGACAAGGAGGAGAAGAUGGAGAGCGGGAAGAUCUGCUUACUGCAGUCGUCUAAAGAGAGACUGAGGAGGAGGUUAAAAGAGAAGGAGGACGUUCCCGUGGCGACGGCCGGACCCCAGCGGAACCGAAUGGACAGGUUGUUGGAGAUUCUGAACAGCAUGAGGAACAACAGCAGCGGUGUGGAGAACCAGCUCACCACUUUCAUGGAGGAGGCGCAGAACUCGGCCGAUUCGGAGGAGACGCUGAACGAGAUCGUCCACACGAUCUACCGCAAGGCGGUCAGCGACCGGAGUUUCGCGGCCACGGCGGCCAAACUCUGCGACAAGAUGGCUCUGUUCAUGGUGGAAGGAACCAAAUUCCGCUCUCUGUUACUCAACAUGUUACAGAGAGACUUCACCCGGCGUGAGGAGCUGCAGCAGACAGAUGUGGAGUGCUGGCUGGGUUUCAUCACGUUUCUGUGUGAAGUGUUCGGCACCAUGAGGAGCAGCGCUGGAGAGCCCUUCAGAGUGCUGGUCUGCCCCAUAUACUCCUGUCUGAGAGAGCUGCUGGAGUCUCCGGAGGUGAAGGAGGACGCGGUGCUCUGCUGCUCGAUGGAGCUUCAGAGCACCGGCCGGUUACUGGAGGAGCAGCUUCCCGAAAUGAUGACCGAGCUGCUGGCGGCGGUGCGGGACAAGAUGCUGUGUCCGUCCGAGUCUCAGCUGACGCGCUCGCUCCUGAUGGAGGUCAUCGAGCUCCACGCUCACCGCUGGAGCCCGCUGGAGGCGCUGACCACCGCUUACUACAACAGAACCAUCCAGAAACUGACCGCGUGACGCGCGCGCGCCGCCGGAGGACCUGACCACGGCCGAAGAGACGCGCCGCGACGCGCACAGGCUCUCUGCGAUUCGGAGGACGGAUGAGACGCGAGGCAUUAUGGGACGCGGGGUCGGCCCGGGGGUCAGGGGUCGGAGGGUGAAAUAUGCAGAUUGAAAUGAAUAUGUAUAUGUUCGCACGCCACGUCUGCAUAUUUAUGAGGUAAGCCAGACAGUCGUUCGACUCACGCGUGCAGACGCCAGUCACUGUCUGUCACGCGUCCCGGACUAGACCUCUGCAGGAGGAAAUAAAUACAAAAGAAAAUCAAAAGAAAAAAUGCAUUUUGCAUUAAAAUGAAGCCUAUUUUUUGCACUAUGCACAUUCCACCUACACACACACACACACACACACAUAUAUAUGUAUAUUACAGUGCAAGUAUACAAUUGAAUUAACUAAUCAUAUUUUGUAAAAAAUAAUUUUUCAUCACAGUUAAGCACUUUUCCACCCCAAAAUCUGUCACGGUGAAUGAUUACUUUAUUACCACAAUUAAAAUUUAAUACGUUAUUAUUUUAGAUUAACAAUGAUCAUUUUUAGAAUUUUUUUAGAAUGAUUUUCAUUUCGUUUGUAUUUUUACUUCUUCCUGACAAUUAAGCACAUCCUCCUUUCCCAAAAUUAAUUCACAAAUACUUUUUAAAAAAGUACUGAACACGUUUCAUGUGUUUGAGCAAUGAAGAUUUUUUUUUAAUUAAAUGAUUUAACUGUAUUAUUUUAUAUUUUCACAUUACUAUUUAAUAACCAACAAAAAAACACCCCCAUACAUUUUAAUUUUUUUUAAUGCAUCAUUAAUUAAAUGUUUUUUUGUUUAAGAAUUGGGUUAUUGUCACAGCGAUCAAUUCAUUUAUUGUGAAUCAAAACAGGCAGAAAAAUACUUUUUUUCCAUUUUUAUUUGUUUAAUUGUCCGCAUUAUUUUCAUGAUAGUUAAGCACUCCCUUUGCGUUUUUUUUUUUUUCAUGCAUGAUUGUUAAAAUAUCACAUUUAAUAAGCCACGUGCUUAAUGUUCAUGGAAAUAAUGCUAGUGUCAAAAAAGUCUUAAUGCUCCACAAAAAAAAGGCUUCAUUUUCUUUAAG